CACUUGCCACGUUAGCGAACCCAAAAUAUAAAAUUUGAAAUUGUUUAAUUAUUUUCAUUAUCUAAUAACAAUAAUAAUUAAUAAAAAAAUAAAAGUGAACAUAUUAAUUAUUAUUAUUAUUAAAAAAAUUCAAAAAAAUUAUUUCGGGUUUGCUGACGUGGCAAGUGACUUGGCGUUUGACAAACGGUCAAUGGAGUUGACCAUCCAAUUAACGGUGAAAAUUUUGCGUCGGGCCAAUGAAGAAAGUAUGGUGCAUAGUUUGGACCAGAGGAAAAAUUUCAGAAACCACAGACCAAGGUAGAAAGUUUGGAUAUAAUUCGGACCAAAAUAAGAUAUUAACUUUUUUUAAACAUUAGUAAGAACUACUACAUCACCUUCGAGGCUGCUGACCUGCUGUCUUCUUAUCGUGAUCGUGCUACGAGAACCUAUGAAGCUGAGGUUUAUCAGAACAUCGUGGCAAACUAUCGACGACACUAUUUCAUGAGAAAAGCCAGAAACAAAGCAUUCGAGAAAUGGAAGACCGCCCACGCACCUGCAUGUGAUGAAUGAGAGCGGAUCCCAUGACUAAGGGGGGGUCCUUAGUCACUUGACUAAGCCCCUCCUAGCCAUUAGAUCUGGACACUUCAAUUCAAUGGUUAAAAAGUCGGAAGGGCUAUUUAAUUAAUGACAUGGGUAGUUUGGGUAUUAUGGAAAAUUAUGAAGUAUACAAACCGGAUUUACAAUCAGUACAAACCAUACAAACAUACGAACAAUACAAAAUAGAGCGACAAAACAUACAAACAGAUUCACAAACAUUACAAACGUAUGAACUUUGCAAACAAUACAAACUAGACCGACAAACUAUACAAACCAUACAAAAAGAAAAAAACAACCGGGUUGACUUUGGAGGCUCCAUCCCUAUAUAGAGGGGCUCCUUCCCAAAGUCAACCCUGGUGUUUUUUAGACAUACAAAACAGUACGCACAUGGUGGACAAAAAUGAAAAACUAGACCGACAAUCCAUACGAACUGAAAAAACACCCAGGUUGACUUUGGAGGCUUCAUCCCUAUAUAGAUAAGUUUCAUCCAAAAGUCAACCAGGUUGUUUUUUAGACAUAAAAAACAUUACAAACAUGGUUGACAAAAAUAACAAAGUUUACAAACAUUACAAAAUAACAAAGCAUACAAACAUUAUAAAAUAUGUCAACAAACAUCACAAAGCACGGUCUGAUGGAUGGAUGCGAACGAGGCCAUGAUCAAGUGGCCGUCCGCUAAUUUCCAAUUUGGAGGUCACAGAUUUGAAUUCAAAGAAUGCUAAUGCUACUCAUUUUUCCCCUUUCAUUACUCUUUUAGUAGCACCUUGUAACCGUUCUUCGUAAAAAAAAAUAAAAAAACUGAUGGGUAGAUGAUUUAGAAUAAAAAAGGGUCGCAUGAUUUGGGCCUUUUAGAAAAGCCUGCAUCUCAGCCCAAAACUGAGUAUGAAAGAAAUUGGAGAAGCCUGCUUCUCGGGGUUUUUUGACUCGGGAUUUAGAAUUCCAAACUUGCAAACAAAACACGGCCUUCAUCUUUGUUUUCCCUCUCAAUUCUUCUACUGCUGGGAGCCAAGCGAAACCCUAGCUUUCCUUCGGAUCAAAAUGUCCCGAGUUUACUAAUAAUCAAGCGCGGAGGCUAUGAUCACUCUCUCACCCUGACAUGUGAGUCCCCUGUUUGUUCUUCUUAGUUCUUUUUCUAGAUUGAUUCUGUGUUUCUAAUCCUCCGAUUAUAUCUCAUAGUUGAAAAGACGCAGCUAUGAACAAUAACAAGAAAGCCGGGGGGAAAAGACGGCGGGACAGGUUAAGCAGUCUCCCGGAGCCCAUUAUCCAUCACAUCCUUUCGUUCCUGGACACAAAAUCCGCCGUUCAAACCUCCGUGUUGUCCCGAUCAUGGAGAUCCGCCUGGAAACAUGUCCCUGCUCUAGACUUGGAUCAGUAUUCCUUCCAACAUUACUCGAGCUUCCACCGGUAUGUGGGGAAGGUUUUGUCCCUUCGCUAUCCCCUUCACCUCGAGACGGUGAGGUUUGUAGACGAUGAGCUUAGGUCGGAUGGCAGAGACGAUUCUCUGGUGAUUAGGGUCAUCCAAUAUGCCUUGUCCCAUGAUGCUCAACAUCUGGUGAUUUACCAGGGAAAUGACAUCAUAUCACGUGACAUUUACAGAUUCUCCGAUGUGUUUGGCUCGGUCUCAAGUCGCAACAAUCUGAAAAGCCUAAGAUUAUCUGGUUUCGAGCUUGAUCGAGGGUUUGGAUCUCCUUGUUCUUGGAUGCUGACAACUUUGCAUUUGGUGACUUGUCUCGUGGCUUGGGAUCAGGAGGUCCUUGAGCCAUUCUCUAACUGUCCUUGUCUCAAGUAUUUGGUUAUUAGUGAUUGGCUUUGGCUCUCUGAUGGGAUCCCUUGCUAUGAUGUUGAUGAAAAGCGCAUCAAGAUACAUGGGCUCGAAUUGCUUAGUCUGAAAUUGGAAUCUGUGCAGUUUCGUUAUGUCGACAUAUUUGCACCGAAGCUCAAAUUCUUCGGAUUUUGGGUUGACGACGUGCAAUUCAGAAGUUACUCCAAUUUAAGCCUACCGUCCCUUGAUCAUGCUGAUAUUGGGUUCACAGGGGACCUGCGUUUUGUUGAGAAAGAGAAGGAGUAUAUGAAGACGCAGCUGAUCAAUCUAUUACAAGGUUUGCAUAAUGCAAAAUCCUUGACCCUGAACAGGGAUUCCACCUUUCAGGUGUUGAGUAGAAUUUGUGGGCUUCUGGACGAUGAACCUUCUCCUUUUCUGAGACUGGAGUCCUUGAUCAUAGAUGAUAAGAUUGAGAAUCUGCCUUACAAACUCGUCAAUUACUUUUUCAAGGGAUCUUCUUGUGCAAGUCCAAAUAUUCAGUAUAUCAAGGCCUAGCUGGUGUUGACCACUUUUGCCAGAGUUUCUGAUAGUGGUAUGCAACUGGUUAGUGGGUUUAAUCCUUUCAGGUCAUUUAGGAAGAAUGGUGGUACCUGUUAGUUGACAUUGCUUGAACAUGUUUUGCAUCACUUUGUUAGGCUGAAGCUAGUUAGUUAGGCUGUUAACAUGGUUAUUCCUGAAGUAUGCUAUUUCAUUUUGGUUGUUACUUGUUAGUCGAAUUUUGUAAUUCUCUUAAGAACACUAAGAACCAGUUGAUCCCAAUAACUCGAGUUGUUGGGAGAAGGUUUGCUGGAUCUUAUACCACUCUCUAACACGCCCCCUCAAACGAAAACCAACUCAUGGGCUUGAAGUUUGCACAGGCCCACCAUACCUUGUGCUUUAAUCAACUGGUAAUAUUGGGGGUCGUGGAGAUUCGAACACACGACCAUUUGGUCAAACCAGCUCUGAUACCAUGUCAUGAUCAGUUGCUACCAAUAACUCGAAUUGUUGGGAGAGGUUCAAUCAUGGAUCAUAUACCACAACACUAACACGCCCCCUCAAACGAAAGCCACUCACAAGAACUUGAAGUUUGCACAGGUCUGAAGACAAGAAUACCAUGUGCUUAACAAAUGGGGGUCACCGGGAAUCGAACACAAGACCUCUUGGUCACAGAAGGCUCUGAUACCAUGUCAAGAACCAGUUGAUCCCAAUAAAUCGAGUUGUUGGGAGAAAGUUAUGCUGGAUCUUAUACCACUCUCUAACACACUGGUCAUCCCUAACAUAACAGAUGCUAACAUUUAUUGUAAGCUCUUUGUUUUCCAUUAAAAUUCAUCUUGUACCACAUCGAUUAAAUACGAGGGAUUAAAUGGCUUUAUAAGGCCAACUUAAUUAUAAUCAUUAAAAUCAAUUAAGAUGAGUCAUGUGGAUUGAAUUUUUGGGCCCAUGACACCCAUGCCAUCAUGCGUGCCGUACACCUCCAGGACAUGGUGAGGGGGGUGAUAGCCGAAUUUGUCUAAGGAAAGGAGUAUGAGAAGCCCCCCCCGCUCGACGUUCGACUCGAGAAAAGCUCGUUCGAAACUCGCCGAACACGAGCUAACCUUUGUUCAGCUCGUGAAGCUCGCGAGCUAGCUCGACUCGGUGGCUUGUUGAGCUAAACUCGUGAGCUGGCUCGUUUAGAGCUCAUGAUAUGUCUUAACAUGUGGUUAAAGAGCCAACUCGAUUACCAACUUAUGGACGAAUCAAUCUAUAUCUUAUUAUUUUAAUUUAUAUGGUUGUUAAAUUAUAUAUCUCACCAUAUAUAAGGUUUAACACGUUGAGUAUGUGAGCAAAUAUAUCUUAUUUUCUACUUUAAAAAGAAAUUAUGCAUCAUAGAUUGCUUCGAUACUAUGAAAUAACAUGAUUUGGAGAAGUUAAAAUUUAUUAACUAAAUAAGAUAUGAUACCAACAAAGUAUAAUAUGAGAUUAGCUAACAAAAUAAAUCAUAUGUAUCAUG
Messenger RNA from Linum trigynum, 4364 nucleotides. The record is from the annotation of a GenBank genome assembly. Lineage: Eukaryota; Viridiplantae; Streptophyta; Magnoliopsida; Malpighiales; Linaceae.